Scomber japonicus (chub mackerel) is the source of this 1453-nucleotide messenger RNA. It is a transcript of the gene hsd3b7, whose product is annotated as hydroxy-delta-5-steroid dehydrogenase, 3 beta- and steroid delta-isomerase. The record is from RefSeq and is a predicted model, not a curated record. Gene Ontology annotation, biological process: steroid biosynthetic process. Gene Ontology annotation, molecular function: 3-beta-hydroxy-Delta5-steroid dehydrogenase (NAD+) activity. NCBI's taxonomy places the organism in Eukaryota, Metazoa, Chordata, Actinopteri, Scombriformes, Scombridae. The transcript has 6 exons. Bases 37 to 1137 code for a protein of 366 amino acids.
CUGAAGGUGCGCUGCAGACUCUCACACAGCAGCAACAUGUCUGAAGAAAAGCGGACUCUAGUUUAUCUCAUCACCGGCGGCUGCGGCUUCCUCGGUAAACACCUGCUCCGGGUCUUACUGGAGAAGGAGGACAAUCUGGUGGAGGUGCGACUUUUUGACAAGCACAUAGACUCACAUUUGAGCAAACGUGGCACAGAGCGGAAAAAGGUGGUGGUCAUCCAGGGAGAUAUCACAGACUACAGCAGCGUGUCGGAGGCCUCGAGAGGAGCCGAUGUCGUCAUCCAUACGGCCAGCUUGGUGGACGUUUGGCACAGAAUCCCGGAGACUCUCAUCCACUCUGUCAACGUCACAGGAACGGAGAACGUGAUUAAUGCCUGCGUGGAGAACGGCAUCCAGUCCCUGGUCUACACCAGCAGCAUGGAAGUGAUCGGCCCCAAUGUCAAAGGAGACCAUUUUAUCAGGGGUAACGAAGACACACCUUACAACGUGAAUCACUCCAUGGCCUAUCCGAAGAGCAAGGCCAAGGCAGAGAAAAUUGUGCUUGAAGCUAAUGGGACCAAGGUGAAAGGUGGACAGUGUUUGUACACGUGCUCUCUGAGGCCGACGGGGAUCUACGGCGAAGGACACGAACUAAUUAGGGAUUUCUACAAGAUGGGAGCAGACAGAGGAGGCUUGAUCAUCGGGGGAGUGCCUGACCACACUGAACAUGGACGAGUCUAUGCUGGCAACGUGGCUUGGAUGCAUCUACUUGCAGCCCGCGCUCUGAGACAGCAGCCGCAAAUAGUCGCCGGCGAGGCUUUCUUCUGCUACGAUGACUCACCGUACAAGAGCUACGAAGACUUCAACAUGCUGUUCCUCUCCACGUUCAACUUCCGAAGGGUCCGCAUGCCCUUCGUGGUGCUUUGGUUCAUGGCCAUGGUGAACGACGUGCUGCGCUGGAUGCUGAGCCCCUUCUACAACUACACGCCGCUGCUGAACAGUUACACGUUGGCGGUGGCCAGCACCUCCUUCACGGUGUGCACGGAUAAAGCGCUGCGUCACUUCCAGUACAGCCCUUUGUACGACUGGGACCAGUGUCGAGAGCGCACGCAGAAAUGGGUCGACACGUUCCCUCAGGAGAACCCCAAAGACUCUUAAAGUGACCUCAACCGCUGGAAAAACCCACAUCAGAUGCUGCUACUGUAUGUAGGCACGCAGGACAAGCACAUAUACACGUGGAACCUGCUGUGAGGUGACGACAGAAAGACAAGCAAACUGUAUUUGCAGUGUUUUUUUAAUUCCAACUGUGGUUCAGUGAGCUUUAUCGAAGUAUAAAAACAGCAUAUACGCACAUACAGAAUAACAUUAAAAAGCAUGCUCAUAGACAUUUAAUCAUUCAAGUACAGGUUUAGUGUGUGCUGAGGUGCUUUUAUGCUGUUUUAUGUCAUUGUUUAGUAUUGCAGCAGUUAUUUUG